Messenger RNA from Elaeis guineensis (African oil palm), 1583 nucleotides. Lineage: Eukaryota; Viridiplantae; Streptophyta; Magnoliopsida; Arecales; Arecaceae. The record is from RefSeq and is a predicted model, not a curated record.
GUCCAAGAAAGGUCGCUGGGACGACAAUGGUGCCGCUGGGCUUCUCGUUCAGACCGAGUGAUGAGGAUCUCCUCGUCACCUACCUCAAGGAAAAGCUUUUCCAACGCCCUCUUCCCUGCGACAUUAUCGUGGAGGCUGACGUCUAUGGAAACCACCCCAAGGACUUAGCUUGGCAGAAUAUCAUGGCAAACAGGGAAUUUGAGUGGUUCUUCUUCACUUCUACCACUCGGAAGCAUCCUGGUGCAAGCGAAACCAGCCGCGCAUCUCGGCGCGCCGGCCUGGGAAGAUGGAAGGCCACCAAAGGUGUCAAGACGGUCCUGGAUUCCGAGAAUAACGCCAUCGGGUCAAAGCAGAGUUUCUGUUACAUGGAACAGAACCCAGCAUGCAUGAUGGUCCCACCUGGAUUUAUUUUCCAGCCAACUGAUGAGGAGCUCUUGGAUUUCUUUCUCAAGGAGAAGCUCCUCCAUCAGCCGCUUCAAUGCGACAUAAUCAAAGAAGCUGAUGUCUAUGGAAACCACCCCAGCAACGUUACAAUUCAAUUUGCCAUGGCAAAUAGAAACUUUGAGUGGUUCUUCUUCACCUGGACCACUCGGAAGCAUCCAGAUGCAAAACAGAGCAAGAGGGCAUGUCGGGUUGCAGGCCAAGGUCGGUGGAAAUCUAAUCAAUCUGUGAAGCCAGUGCUCAAUGAGGAGGGCCAGGUCAUUGGCUCCAGGCAAAACUUCAGCUAUAUGGAACGGACCCCCUCGGGCAAGGAGGAGAAAAGCAUCUGGCUGAUGGAAGAGUACUCCAUCCAGAAUCUUAGAAAAGGUGGUGAUGCAGCUAUGCCGAUGGACCAAAACAGGCUGGAUGAUUGGGUCAUUUGCAAGAUUUACCUGACGCCAUGCGCUCGCAAACAAUUGUCUGUGCCUGCAAUGGAAAGCAAAAAUUUGGAGAUGCCGGAAAUAGAGAAUCAACCUUUAAUGCUCCCAUGGCAGGAUUGCCUGAUUUCUCAGCUACCUAGCGAUACCCUCCCUCAGCUCAAUGAUGCAUUGGACCGAGAGGUGGAGUCUUGUCCUUGUAUGUUGCCUGAUAGCUCGCUGCAGCAUCCGACUCCUGAUGACAUAAUUGAAUCACUACCCAUGGACGAGUUCCUUCAACAAACUGCUCAUGCACCUGACACCCUCCCGCAGCUCACUGAUGCAUUGGACCAAGAGGCGGAGUCUUGUGCCGGUGUGUUGCAUGACAGCUCGCUGCAGUCUCCGACUUUUGAUGAGAUUGAUGAGUUCCUUGAAUCACUACCCAUUGAUGAGUUCCUUGAAUCACUACCCAUUGAUGAGUUCCUUCAACAAAUUGCUCAUGCACUUGAUGAAAGCCCUGGCAUUGAUCAGCAUGACAAAAAAUGCCUUCCUCCUCCUCAGUUGCUUGAUUAGAAGCUGCAGGCAACACCACCCAGCUCUACAUAGGCUGGUGAUUUCUUUUGUUUUGAGAUUUAUUUAUGACAUUUGUGAGUAUUAGUAUAGUGGACACAAUGGAAGAUGAAAAUAUGAACUAUGUAUGUUGAGUUUCGCAGAGAGAAAUAAAAAAUUAUUGCUUGGCAACAAACA